CAAACACUCAAACUCACAUAUAUAAACACACAACACUCUUUCACAUUACAACACAACAAUUUCAUCAGUUUCCUCUUCGGAAAAAUGGCGGUUUCAAAGAUUUUAUUGGCUGCUACGAGCGGUAAAAGCUGCAAAAUACUCUUAGGGCUAAGAGUACUUGCCUUCUUGGCCACGUUAUCUGCAGCCAUUGUUAUGGGAUUGAACAAAGAAACAAAGACUUUUGUUGUGGGAAACGUUGGAAAUGCUCCAAUUAAAGCUACUUUCACUGCUAAGUUUCAACACACUCCAGCUUUUGUAUUUUUUGUAGUGGCUAAUGCAAUGGUGAGCUUCCACAACUUGUUGAUGAUUGCUCUUCAGAUAUUUGGAGGGAAAUCGGAAUUAACUGGUUUUCGUCUUCUCUCUGUCGCCAUUCUCGACAUGCUGAAUGUAACUCUGAUUUCGGCGGCAGCAAACGCGGCGGCGUUCAUAUCGGAAGUUGGUAAGAAUGGGAACAAACACGCAAGAUGGGACAAAAUCUGUGACAGAUUCGCCACUUACUGCGACCACGGCGCCGGAGCACUAAUCGCCGCCUUCGCCGGCGUAAUCCUUAUGCUCAUUAUCUCCGCCGUCUCGAUCUCUCGUCUCGUUCAGCCUAACAAAUGCUCCUUCCCCACCGCCGCAUCUCCCUCCGUUGUCCCCUGAAAACAUUACAGCCUCACAAGUCACACGUGUCUCGUUCCCCUGUUUUUUCUAUUUUCUUGCUUCUUCGUUUUUUUGAGUGUUUAGUGUGUACCACGACUCCACGAGUGAUUAUCAGAUUGUGUAAGCAUCUUAACCAUUUGCCUUGUCUGUUACCUCUGUUAGUAAAACUUUCUUCUUUUUCUAUACCCGAAUUAGUAUUACAUACAUAGUUAUUCUAUGUAAAAUCUUACAUAAAAUUAUUUUCUCAAAAAAAGAUAUUACAUAAAAUAAAAAGAUAUAUAUA
This is a messenger RNA of Thlaspi arvense, 964 nucleotides long. The record is from the annotation of a GenBank genome assembly. Lineage: Eukaryota; Viridiplantae; Streptophyta; Magnoliopsida; Brassicales; Brassicaceae.